Molecule: messenger RNA, 774 nt
Organism: Medicago truncatula (barrel medic)
Lineage: Eukaryota; Viridiplantae; Streptophyta; Magnoliopsida; Fabales; Fabaceae
Product: proline-rich proteoglycan 2
Exons: 1
Coding region: 1-774 (257 amino acids)
Source: RefSeq, a predicted model, not a curated record
AUGAAAAUAUCAGAGGUUUACUUGGUUGUUACUAUGUCUUUCUUGUUUUUGACUCUUAUUGCGGCUGAUUUUGGUAUGAUGCCAAGAGGUCCUGUUAAGGGGUCGGGACCUAAUCCAGUAUUUCCUGAUUCUCCACCUCCACCACGAAUUCCUAUAAAUUUGAAUUUUGGUAUGUUGCCAAAAGGUCAUGUUCCGUGGUCGGGACCUAGUAGAGGAUCAUCUGAUUCUCCACCUCCAUCACGAACUCUUACAAAUUUGAAUUUUGGUAUGUUGCCAAAAGGUCAUGUUCCGUGGUCGGGACCUAGUAGAGGAUCAUCUGAUUCUCCACCUCCACCACGAACUCCUACAAAUUUAAAUUUUGGUAUGUUGCCAAAAGGUCAUGUUCCGUGGUCGGGACCUAGUAGAGGAUUAUUUGAUUCUCCGCCUCCACCACGAACUCUUACAAAUUUGAAUUUUGGUAUGUUGCCAAAAGGUCAUGUUCCGUGGUCGGGACCUAGUAGAGGAUCAUCUGAUUCUCCACCUCCACCACGAACUCCUACAAAUUUGAAUUUUGGUAUGUUGCCAAAAGGUCAUGUUCCGUGGUCGGGACCUAGUAGAGGAUCAUCUGAUUCUCCACCUCCACCACGAACUCUUACAAAUUUGAAUUUUGGUAUGUUGCCAAAAGGUCAUGUUCCGUGGUCGGGACCUAGUAGAGGAUCAUCUAAUUCUCCACCUCCACCACGAACUCCUACAAAUUUGAAUUUUAGUAUGUUACCAAAAGGUCAUAUUUCAUGA